This is a messenger RNA of Carya illinoinensis, 2711 nucleotides long. Its product is annotated as protein FAR1-RELATED SEQUENCE 5-like. The transcript has 3 exons. Lineage: Eukaryota; Viridiplantae; Streptophyta; Magnoliopsida; Fagales; Juglandaceae. Bases 523 to 1821 code for a protein of 432 amino acids. Gene Ontology annotation, molecular function: zinc ion binding. The record is from RefSeq and is a predicted model, not a curated record.
AAGAAAUCGCGCUUCUUUCGCUGUAAUAGAGAAGUAAGUGAAUCAGUAAAAAGAGUUCUUGAUACAAAUGAUAUGGCUGGGAUCCGUAUGAAUAAGAGUUUCGGAUCGCUUGUUGUUGGUGCGGGUGGAUUUGAGAACCUCCCAUUUUUGGAAAAGGAUUGCCGUAACUACAUCGACAAGGCACGACAUCUACGACUGGGCGCAGGUGGUGCUAGGGCGCUCCAAGACUACUUUUUACGAAUGCAGUACAAAAAUCCGGGGUUCUUUGCAUUAAUGGACCUGGAUGAUGAUGGUAGGUUAAAGAAUGUAUUUUGGGCAGACCCCCGUAGUCGAGCUGCGUACCAAUAUUUCGGUGAUGUGGUCACAUUCGACACCACAUACCUGACGAACCGAUAUGGGAUGCCCUUUGCACCAUUUGUUGGUGUAAACCACCAUGGGCAAUCAAUUUUGUUGGGAGCUGGCUUGAUUUCCUCAGAGGAUACUGAGACGUUCGUGUGAUUAUUCCAGACCUGGUUGCAGUGUAUGGAUGGUAUAGCGCCGAAGGCUAUUAUUACUGAUCAAGACCGAGCGAUGAAAAAUGCCAUUUCAAUUGUUUUCCCCGAAAGCCGACAUCGAUUUUGCCUUUGGCAUAUACUUAAGAAAGUCCCGGAAAAGCUUGGAAGCUAUGGUUCCUACAAAACUGAAAUGAAAACUACCCUAAUGAAAUGUGUGUAUGACACCCAAACUCGGGAAGAGUUCGAGAAUUGUUGGGAUCAGUUCAUCACCACGUACAACUUGCAUGAUAAUGUGUGGUUGAAGAGUUUAUACACUGAGCGUGAGUACUGGGUACCGGCAUUUUUGAGAGAUAUUUUUUGGGCUGGAACGAGUACAACUCAGCGGAGUGAGAGCAUGAAUGCCUUUUUUGAUGGCUAUGUUUAUGCUAAGACAAACUUGAAAGAGUUUGUCGAUCAAUAUGAUAAUGCGUUGAAGAAGAAGAUUGAGAACGAAAAUGUAGCGGACUUCCACUCAUUUAAUGUCACAAUUCCCUGCAUCUCUAGAUCUCCAAUUGAAAAGAGAUUUCAAGAUUUGUACACCAAUGGAAAGUUUAGGGAAGUUCAGCUUCAACUGGCCCGCGUUAUUGACUUGGACCCAGUUUUUCUCAAGGUCGACGGUACAGUAAAAACCUAUGUGGUAGAUGAUGAAGUUUGUCUCGAAGAGUUCACGAAGUUGGUUACACACUCAGUCCAAUUUAGUCAGGAAGAUACAGGUGCUGCAAAGUGUUCUUGUGGUUUAUUUGAAAUGAGGGGGAUAGUGUGCCGGCACAUCUUCGCUGUGUUCAAAUGUAACGGGAUUAAAUCAUUGCCAGAUAGGUACAUUUUGGAUCGAUGGAGGAAGGACAUCAAAAGAAGAUACAUGUUAAUCCAUAGCAGCUACGACACAGUGCAUCAACGGGAGGAUUCCACAAAUUAUUCAAGUCUUUUGAACAUCUGUUACAAGAUGAUUACUCAUGCUGCGGGUUCGAGAGAACAUACUUUGGAUGCAACUAAUAAGUUGCAUGCAAUGAUUGACCUUUAUUCUGGCAAUCUGGAUCCCACAGCACAUGCAAGUGGUACCGCAAACGUUACAGCAACUGUUGGUUCUUCAAAACAAGUUCUCAGUCCACAUAUUGUGAGAGGGAAAGGGAGACCCCCAUCUCUGAGGAGAGCAUCCAGGAUGGAGAGAGACUUGCGAAAAGUUAAAGAGAAGACCAAGCGAGCACAGGGAAAGGGAAAACGCAAGCAGGUGCUGAUAUUCUAUUUGACAUCUACCUUGUUGAUGCUUAAUUUUUUUAUUACUACCUAAAAAAUGAUUAUUAUGGUAUGUUCAGCGAGAUGGAGAAGAUAUAGCAGUCGUAGACGUGUGCAAGAAUUUAUUUGGUGUCGUGCAAACUGUUCCAGAGAGCAUACCAGCUGCUGACAUUAUUGGAGCUCAACCCCAAGAAAGACUAAUGCAAAGCCAAGAAAGUAUGCAAUUUGGGUUGGUUGGAUCACAACCGCUAGAGGCUAUAUUGGAUGGUUCACAACCACGGGAAUGACAUUUCAAUUGUCGUGGGUAUGCCUUUCCGUGGUUAUACAUUAUCAUAAUCUUUUUUAAGCUUGGGUUUUAAUGAUUAGGGUGUUCUUUGUGGGUUAGAGUUUCGGAUUUGGCACACAAUUUACAUCAAUUGUUUUCCCUGUAGGUUCAUCCCGUGGUGUACAGGUGCUGCUGAUCCAUUUUGUUAUGAGUUGGCCUACCACUAUUUAGCUAAACACAUUAGGGUGUUAAUCUUGUUGUUGGUGGUAUUUUGGGAAUAUAGAUACUUGUUGGUGUAAAACUUUAAUUUUGCCUUCGAUGAUGAGGGGGCAAUAAAGCUUUAAUUUAUUUCCUCAUCACUAAGAUCUAAAUGCAUGGUUAUACUAUUUGGAUCUCUUGGGUUGAUUAAAGAGUGAUGGUGCAUUGUGUUUGAAAAGAAGGUUCUACCAUCUAUUUGUACCAAAUGUAUAUUAUGGGUGACAUCUUGGAUCUCUUUUACAUAUUGAUUCUGAGAAUGUGUAUACACUAAAACCGGCGUUGAAGUGAAGUGGCGCAAUAGCUUAAUCUCUACUGAUCCAAUCUUUGUUGUGUAGUUUGUGGUGCUUGUAAUAUUCUGUGUAGUUUGAGGUGUGUCCAGGUGGAAAGAGGAUCUUGCACUAGAAUGGUGUUUUUGAAAUGAA